UCACCAUGUGUUAUUUAGUAUGAGCUGUGACAUUUGACUAUGCGGCCGAUCAAGGCAAAGGUGGUUAGCCAUGAGAGCUACUAUGUAUGGCAACACUAGCCAGUGAGCGAAGCUCUAAGUGCAGUGAGAACGCGCAAGGUCUAUACACCCAGCCACUACCUCAUUGGAUUCGUCACUCAUUCCAUUUCAUAGCUUAUCUACGCAUUACAUUCUAUAAGUCUAAACAUACGUUUCUCCCAAGUGGGAUACAGGCCCACUCACACUUCUGUAUUAUUCAGGUUGAAGGUUGGCAAAAUGAUGUCACGGUCGUAAUUUUUGUUACAGUUUAUAGCUACGGUAGCUAACUUUGGACGUGACGUUAAACUAACGGAAUCGUAGUAGUCGGAGUAGUAGCGAAAUUAGGAAAAUUCCUCAGAAAAAAUCGGCUCGAGACAAGCAACAACUCCCUACAAGUACUAGUUAGGAAUAAACCUAUUCAAUUAGAAAAACUCUAAAGUAACAUGCGUUAGUGUAACCAAUAGAUAAAACUAUUCAAUCCGUACCUAAACUAUCUAAUAUUCAAUUAAGAUGUAUUAACUAGUAGUGUUACAAAAAAGAGAAAAGUAUAGGAUAUGAGUUAAGAGAACAUUUUUCUCUUAAAGGAGAAGAAAUAUCCUAGCUGAAAUGGUUGAUAGCUAUGUACCGCUGUAAACGUUUUUUAAAAAAAAAAAAGACGUUUUUCGAGGCAAUUAGUUUUGAUUAGAGUUUAUGAGAAAUUGCUGGUCUGGGUCUUGACGCAGCAGUUAGCAACAGGGUUUGCAUUUGAGGCAUGUGGGCGGUGUCAGCACUUGUCAGAAUAGGCCGAUUGGGCAUAUCGUGGUGAUUUGACAAAAAAAAGGAUUCUGAUUAAGUGAUUUGUAAGUGAAAAAAAGAAACUUCAUGAAACUCGGAUAUAUUAAAGAAGUAUGAAGAAGGCGGCGAAAAGACCAGGAAAUUUCGGAAUUUGUACAUGUGACGUAGUUUUGCCGAAUUCAAAAGUCACUUAGUUUCCAAGCUGUGACCAAUGUUCUACGAUAAGUAAAAAGAGAACCGGACAUUUUGCCGUCUUAGCAGGACUGGAUUGUAGGUGACGAGGGCCACCUGGAUCGGAUCGGCAUCGCACGGCCUAUUCUCUCAACUGCUUUGAUUUUUAAAGCGGUCUCAAUCCCCAGGGGGUGACAGCGCUAAGCAUAGCCAAGAUGGGUUCCUGCACACGGCAGCUGGAUUUCCGCACGGACUGUAUUCUUACGCCUAACUCAAAGCGCUGCGAGUCCCGUCGAAAGCUCAGCGUGCUGUCUCGUCUAUCGAUGCUUCAUUCGAAGAAGCAGGUGGCCAAUGCAGUAGCUUGUCUCGGCUUCGUCUGUCUUAUGCUCUAUAUUGUGCAGGUAGUCAUCUCGUUUGUGAAGCACUCAUCGGGGACCAGCAUGGCCGCGUUGGCCAGUACGCUCACUCUGUCAGUGCUGUUUCUGCCUGAGGAUCCAUUCUAUCCGCCGCUAAAGUACGGCUGGCGGCUGUUUACCGGGUUAGUCAUCUUCUGCAAUCUGUGUAACUUAUACGCCCUCCUUUUCAUCCACGACGUUGACACGUACUCACGGACCGUGCGAAGUGUGUUUCCACAGAGCAAUCAAGCGGUCAGCUUACGAACCGAGUACGGGGUCAACUGUGACCCCGUUACCUGGCAAAAAAUCUACACUCACCUCGACAUCUUUGCCGUCGCUCAUCUCGUCGGAUGCGCCUUUAAAGCGAUCAUCUUUCGCCAAUACGAAAUCUUAUGGAUAUACAGCAUCGUGUGGGAGAUGACCGAGUACUGCUUCGUGCAUCUGCUUCCGAAUUUCGCAGAGUGCUGGUGGGAUCGUAUCCUUUUAGAUGUUGUCAUCUGUAAUGGGUUAGGCUAUUAUAUCGGCAUGCAAUUCUGCAAAAUGAAUAAUUUACAUAUGUUCGACUGGCACUCGGAAAGGAUCAGCCGAAGACUGAUAACCUUCUGCUGUGUAUCUGGUCAGCGACGUAAGUCGCCAGAUGCUAUUUUCUACGAUAAGGACGAUCGAGGCAAGCGAAGAGAUCGGAUAGAGUAUGAAUGCCACAAAGCUAAAAAACCAUCCAGAGACCUAACAUGUCUUAUAAGCUCCACGUCCUCGAAGCACAUUGGCGUAAGUCCAGCAGCGAACGCAGCUUCGGUGGAGGAGACGGGAUCUGCCGGAAGACCAAGCAUGGAUCUUGCGCUAGCAAUCUUUCUCAGCUUAUUCGUCGGUCAAAUAUCAGAGCUAAACACAUUCCUGUAUAAGCACUUCUUCAAUAUCUCGCCGCACGCCCACCUAAUGGCGGCGAGGACAACGUUGUGCGCUGUGAUUCCCAUCCCUCUCAUCGCCAACCUGUUUGCCAUGACGCGGGGUACGCAGACGCUUUUAACGCACUCAAAGUUCGUGUUAUUAUUGAGUAUCACGGAUACAUUAUUCUCAAUAAAAUUUGGCCUGAUGACGUUUCCGUUUUUAGACUUCUUCAUGGUUUCGUUAUGGGUCUCAGCCAUGAUCAUUUUGACAUUCAUAUGUAUCGUUGCCCGCAGCGUUCGAGCAGUGUUCUGUCGCGAAGAUUGCAGCUUGUCUGCGAAACAGUCAACAGCGGUUAUGUACAAAGUCAAGUAACCGAGUUCUUUUUGAUUAGUUUAAUAAUAAUAAUAAUAAUAAUGGAAUAAGUAUAAAUAAAAUAAUAAUACUAUUAAUAUUAGAUAAAUGAAUAUAACUGUCGCUGCUAUCACUGUUUAUCAGGCACCGAGCAGAAAACUGAUUAACGACGAUAUUCGGUAAUUCUAGCAAUGCCCUUAUUACUACUCUAAUGAAUAUAUAUAUAUAUAUAUAUGGAUAGAAACCACUAACUUAUGGCCGAUGAGGCGUGGUCUUCCAAAAGCGACGAACUGGAAGAUAAACUGUUGUUUCACUUUACCUGAUUCAGUCUAGAAGUAUUUGAAGUUAUACAGUUUCGGCAACAAUAUCUAGUCUUGAUGAAAAGUCUAAAUCGAAAAGUUACGGGUUAUCUGCUACCCGACUGCCGCAGUUCCGUGUAAUAUGGCGCUCCUCUAAAUAAAGGUACCUGUAUGAAGGAUUCGUUGUCGUUCGUCGCCGCUGGACAUGGACGUCCCAUCGAUCCGAUCCACGCAUCACUAGAAAAACAAUAAUAACAACCAAUACGGUAAUAUUCUUGUAUUAUUGUUGUACGCUUGUAAAUAUUGCUCUCCGAGAGAGAUCCGACUCUAGCAGUGAUAGUAUUUGUUUAACGGCAUCUUCAUUCAACGAAGAAAUGAAGAAAACAAACGAGAUGCCGACGAGAACGCGCUCGAGAGAUAUAAAUAGUGAGAAGCGAAACAUAAAAGUUUAUGAACAUAGAAGUAAGAAAUACACUAUUUUCAUCGACCCGCUUCAGAAUGUCUAGACUGCUUAUGCUAGAUAAUAACGACAAUGCCUAUGAAACGACGAUACAUGAACGAUGAUGGCGAUGGUAUAAUAAUAGAAAUAAUUAUAAUUAGCGACACACUGUUUCGCUCAAUGAACACGAAAAAAAAAUUACCAACAAUUUAUGGAGAAAACAGAUAGAGGUCAGAGCAAAUGUGGUACGUCGUUGGGGCAGCAGCCGCACUAGUCCGCGGCGAUAAUAGGAAAAAUGUGCUAAUAAUAAAAGAAAAACAGAGCAGGCUAACGUUCGUAUAUGUACGUAAAUACUCGUAAAUAAUUCAUAAAUAUCCAUGAAAAACCUGACCCAUAAAAGAAGGAACAGAAACGCCUGCGGGGUGGUUACCUAUUCUCGCAGGAAUCUAUCGAAAUUGGGGUUAGAAACAAAGGUUGUUGUUAUCAUUAUUAUUGUAAAGAUACGGCUGGUAUUACGAUACAAGGACAAGAUAUGUGAAGUUAGGGCAAAUAUUGGAACAGCGCAUAACAAGAGUAGAACCUGAAUCGCCGCCUGUAUUGUAAUUGUACUAGAAAAACAUCGGGAGAUGCAACUGGAUUUACAGUAUACGAUCUGCCACGCGUCACUAAUGGAAAUACCGGCGGCAAAUCGAAAAGGAGAUGUCAUCAAAGUCGCCAAAAAUAUGUACCCCAUUACACAACACCGCCAUGAAGAGAAGCGGCGAGAGAGAAAAAAAAAAA
Varroa destructor (honeybee mite) is the source of this 4154-nucleotide messenger RNA. RefSeq names its product phosphatidylserine synthase 1-like. The record is from RefSeq and is a predicted model, not a curated record. Gene Ontology annotation, molecular function: L-serine-phosphatidylethanolamine phosphatidyltransferase activity. Gene Ontology annotation, biological process: phosphatidylserine biosynthetic process. Lineage: Eukaryota; Metazoa; Arthropoda; Arachnida; Mesostigmata; Varroidae.